AUGGCGAAAGGUCCAACGGUCAAGAGGAGAAGGCUCAGUCCCCCCGACGAUGGGGGUAAGGCAGGCUCCCGCAGUAAGCGCGAUAUCGCCAGCAAUGCUGCCGAAUGGGACGUUGAGCAAGACUACGAACAGCGCCCACGGAAAUCGAAUAAAAACGCCAACGAACAGACCCGACUGCCUAUAAAAACCUCAGAGGGGUUUGUCCAAGCGGUGGAGGAAGAGGUGGAUGAAGAAGAUGCCGGAGAGGAGACCGACAGCUUUUUGGGAACUGACGAUGAGGAGAUGGAAGACGCAUCUGGGGAAUCCGAAGAAGAGGUCGAGGAGAAAAAGCCUAAGGUCCCUAUCAAGCUGCAGAUCAUUCAAGCUAAGGAGGACCUGGCCCGUAUGGCUGGCCUGAUCAACGAGGACCCGGAAGAGCACAUAGCCCUGUUCAAGACAAUGGCGGAGAUGGUGGAUAACCCGGACUCGCCUGUUACAGUCAAGAAAUUGGCCUUGGCAGCGCAGGCCGCUGUCUACCGAGACGUCAUUCCUGGCUAUCGAAUUCGGCCUAUCAGCGAUGAAGAAAUGUCGGGCAAGGUCUCGAAAGAAGUGCGCAAGCUUCGCAAUUUCGAGCAAGGUUUGGUCUCUGGAUACAAGCAGUACGUCCAGAAGCUAGCCUUGUUGGCGAAGCCCAGGAGAGGCUCCUCUGAGGCUGAGGCAAGUCUGAAGAGCAUGGCGAUCAACUGUGCCUGCACUAUGCUCGAGGCCGUUCCCCAUUUCAACUUCCGGAGCGAAUUGCUCAAGAUUAUUGUCAACCGAUUGGCCCGUCGACAGGUUGAUGCGGAUGUGGCUAAGUGUCGAGAGACGAUUGAGGAUGUUUUUGCGAAAGAUGCGGAUGGAAUUGUCUCGCUCGAAGCCGUUCGUCUUCUCUCAAAGAUGAUGAAGGCUCGCGAUUUCAAGAUCCACGAGAGUGUCCUGGAUACAUUUCUGCACCUACGUCUCCUAGGCGAGUUCUCUAUGAAGGCUUCCCAACACCGCGUUGAUCAUGAAUCUGAUGAUGAGCCGACUCAUGGCAAGAAGCCGAAGCAAAAGCGCGAAUUUCGGACGAAGCGUGAGCGCAAGUUGCAAAAGGAGCGUAAGAUUGUGGAGAAGGACAUGAAGCAAGCAGAUGCCCUGGUCUCACACGAAGAACGCGACAAGAACCAAGCCGAAACCCUGAAGGCCGUUUUUGGAAUCUACUUCCGUAUUCUCAAGCAGCGCAUUCCAUGGCUCAUGGGACCCGUGCUCGAGGGUUUGGCCAAGUACGCUCAUCUCAUCAACCAGGACUUUUUCGGUGACUUGUUGGAGGCUCUCAAGGAGCUUGUGACACAUGCUGAGCGCGAUGAGCUCAAGGAAGGGGACGAAAACGAAGAAGAGGAAGAAGACGACCAAGAUGAAAAUGACGUUUCAGAAUCGUCCGCCCGCGAUGCUCGUCGUGAGACGUUGUUGUGUACAGUCACGGCCUUCGCUCUUCUUGAAGGCCAAGAUGCCAGCAAGGCCGCAACAUCAUUACAUCUUGACCUCGGAUUCUUCAUCAAGCAUCUGUAUAGGUCCUUGUACGGCCUCGCUCUCAACCCCGAUGUCGAGUACAACCCUGAUACUUCCCUCCGACUUCCAGAUCCCAAUGCUCCAGAAGAAUCCACCCGUAUCCGCUCAAAGAACAAGGUCAAUUUCCAAACACCCAUGGUUCUUCUCCUUCGCUGUCUCCAAUCGACCUUGCUUUCCCGGGCACACGGUGUUCCGCCGCCAGUCCGACUUGCCAGCUUCUCAAAACGUCUCAUGACUACUUCCCUUCAACUUCCCGAGAAAUCUGCGAUUGCAACUCUGUCCCUCAUGAACCAAGUUUCCAAGCACCACGCCCGCCGGAUUGCUCCUUUAUGGAACACAGAUGAGCGCAAGGGCGACGGGGUCUUCAAUGCUUAUUCAAAUGAUGUAGAACGAACAAAUGUCUAUGCCGGUUCCGUUUGGGAGGGCGAGCUGCUGCGCCAGCACUACUGCCCUCAAGUCCGCGAUGCCGCGAUCGACAUCGAGAAGUUGAUGGCUGCAUCUAAGUAA
Molecule: messenger RNA, 2073 nt
Organism: Penicillium chermesinum
Lineage: Eukaryota; Fungi; Ascomycota; Eurotiomycetes; Eurotiales; Aspergillaceae
Product: nuclear export protein Noc3
Exons: 1
Coding region: 1-2073 (690 amino acids)
Biological process (GO): DNA replication initiation
Cellular component (GO): nucleolus
Molecular function (GO): chromatin binding
Source: RefSeq, a predicted model, not a curated record